AUGCCUCCGCUACCUCGGAGGGUUAUCAGAAAAGCGUGCCAAAGAGUUCUCGAGAGUGAUGCGGUCAUGUCUGCGUAUGUGAUCGAAUGUAUUGCACGGAAUUCUUCCAAUCCUGAAGAUGAAGUUCUUUACAAAAAAGGUCAACCUAUUGACCAGUUUCGUGCAGCAGCGAAUGUGAAAAUCGCCCUAAUUAGAAUCGGUGACAGCGCUCAUGCAGAAUGA
Messenger RNA from Opisthorchis viverrini, 222 nucleotides. RefSeq lists its product as hypothetical. The record is from RefSeq and is a predicted model, not a curated record. The coding region runs from base 1 to 222 and encodes 73 amino acids. The transcript has a single exon. Lineage: Eukaryota; Metazoa; Platyhelminthes; Trematoda; Opisthorchiida; Opisthorchiidae.